Messenger RNA from Cladocopium goreaui, 2754 nucleotides. Lineage: Eukaryota; Dinophyceae; Suessiales; Symbiodiniaceae. The record is from the annotation of a GenBank genome assembly.
AUGCCGCAUAGUGUGACUCAAACACCGGCGAAUGGAGGCCCAAUUACCGUGCAAGCUCUGGCCGACUUUUUGGAGACGCUCGAAGAAGCGGGCCAGCUGGUACGGAUUCCGGUUGAGGUCGACCCCAGCGAAGAGAUCGCGGCCAUCACCACGCAGGUUGCCGUCCGCGGUGGGCCCGCGUUGCUUUUCGAGAAGGUUCGUGGGCAUCGUCUGGCGAUUGUUAGUAACUUGCUGGGUAGCGAGGACCGGGUGUGUCGGGCGAUGGGGGCGGAGAGUGUAACCGCCUUGCAAGAACGGGUGGCCUCCCUGUGGCAGCCGGCACAGACACCGGCGACUGGGUGGUUGGGCAAGUUGCGUGGGGGCAACUCGGGUGAUUCUUUGGCCCCGCCGCAACCACGAUCGGUUCGGAAUGCUCCCUGUCAGCAGAUCGUGCAAUUGGGGAGCGACGUGGAUUUAGGCACCUGGCCGCUGGUGGCGCAAAGUGCUGGCGAGACAGGUCCGUCGCUGGUAGGAGGAUUGGUUUAUACGAUCGACCCUGAGUCCGGCGUGCGGCAUGUCACGCGGUGCAACUUGCAAAUGGUUGGGCCGCGCCAGUUGGCUCCGUCUUGGCAUUCCUUCUCGGCGGCUGCUCGUGAUUUGGCCGCCUGUGAAGCCCGGGGCGAGAGCAUGCCGGUGGCGGUGAUGCUCGGUGGCGAUCCGUCGCACACGCUCGUAGCGGCGACACUGUUCGAAGCUGAUUGGGACGUGGUGGCUUGGACUUCGCAUCUUACGGGUCAGCCGGGUGAGUUGGCUCGCUGCCGCACGCAUGGGUUGGAAGUGCCGGCCGAGGCCGAAAUGGUGAUCGAGGGGCUGGUUGAUCCGGCGAUUCAGCACGAGCAGCCGAGUACCUCGACGGCGGCGACGGGCUAUUACCGCGAUUUGUUGGGCCAGCCGGUCGUGGAGGUUUCGGCCAUCACCCACCGCAACGGGCCUAUCUUGCCGGUGAACAUAGAUGCGACCGCGAGGCAGAACGAACAGGCGGUGUUAGGGCGGGUGGCUACGCGGAUGUUCUUACCGCUGCUACAGAGGGCCGUGCCCGAGGUGGUUGAUAUCGCCUUGCCCUACGGCGAUGCGGCGCGAAGUUUUGCAGCGGCAUCGAUGAAGAAGGCGUAUCCGAUGCAGGCCCGAAAUGUGGCUGGGGGGUUGUGGAAUGUGCCGUGGCUGAUGGGGCUGAAGAUGCUGGUGCUGGUCGACGAGGAUGUCGAUGUGCAUGACACGACUGGCGUUCUGCAUGCGGUUGCCACACAGGUCGACCCGCGGCGUGAUGUGUGGGUGGAGGAUGCGGCUUCCCAUCCGUUGAAUCAUGCGGCGGGGUUGCCGGGCGUGGGGAGCCGGAUGGUGAUUGAUGCUACCGCGAAAUCGACCGCCGAACGGGGUGGGGUGUGGCCGGCGAAGGUUGCCCUGUCGGCUGAAGUCUCUGAGUUGCUUCGCAAGCGGUGGGCCGAGUACGGCUUGCCUGAGCGGACAGUGAUGGCGGUUGAUAAGUCGGCGGAUCGUGUGCGGACGAUGUUCGGCGAGAUUGCCGGCCGCUACGACUUUUUGAAUCACCUGUUGUCGAUGAACGUCGACCGCUACUGGCGGUGGCGCACGGUGCGGUUGGUGCCGCCGGAGGAGUCGGCCCCGAUUCUCGACAUGUGCACCGGCACCGGUGACCUGGCCCUGGCGUACUAUCGGGCCAGUAGCGACGAGACGCCGGUUGUGGGGGCAGACUUUUGUCAUCCAAUGCUGGUGAUUGGCGCCGACAAGGGACGCAAAGCCGGCGCGAACGGGCGGUUGAACUUCAUCGAGGCCGACGCGCGGCGACUCCCCUUCCCCGACGACAUGUUUCAAAUUGUCUCGGUGGCGUUUGGGUUGCGGAACGUCGAAGACACCGACGGCGGGCUGCGAGAGAUGGCCCGGGUGUGUCGGCCUGGGGGACGGGUGGCGGUGUUGGAGUUCUCGAUGCCGGGCUGGCAGCCGUUCAAGGGAAUUUAUAGUUGGUACUUUCGCAACGUGCUGCCGCGGAUCGGCCAGGCCCUGGCCCGGAACCGGCAAGAGGCCUACAGCUACCUGCCGGCGAGCGUGGGUGAGUUUCCAUCGGGUGAAGAAUUCGCCGAGCGUAUGCGGGCCGUAGGGCUGCGAAAGGUGAAGUACUAUCCAUUCACUUUGGGUGUGGUGUUGAAACAGGAAUUAGGAAUCGAGGUCGACCUGGAGAACUUCGACCCCAAGCUGAUGACACUCGAGGGGACAGCGUUUGCCAAGGAAGAUGCUGAGCGAAGUGUGUGGGAAGACGGCCCUGGUGGUGCCCCGUCGGUUCGUGCAGUUCGGCCCCAGGGGCGAACUGCCGGGCAAGUGCAUUACUACCACUUCAGCGAUUACAUGGCCCCCAUCGCCAGCGGGACGUUCCGCAACGAGGGGAUGGUGAUUUGUCCUUGCUCGGGAGCCACAGUGAGUGCGGUGGCCCAUGCUUCGUCGCAAAACCUGGUGCAUCGGGCGGCCGACGUGCAACUGAAGGAGCGACGUAAGCUGGUGAUUGUUCCUCGCGAGGCACCGAUGUCGAGCAUCCAACUGCGGAACCUGUGCCUUUGUUCCGAAGCCGGGGCCGUGGUGCUGCCGGCAAGCCCGGGCUGGUACCACGGGGUGAACUCGGUGAUGGACUUGGUCGAUUUCGUGGUGUCGCGGAUCUGUGAUCAGUUGGGGGUGGAUAACGACUUGAUUCAGCGUUGGGGGGAGUAG